Alternaria infectoria is the source of this 570-nucleotide messenger RNA. RefSeq lists its product as uncharacterized. The transcript has 2 exons. The coding region runs from base 1 to 570 and encodes 189 amino acids. NCBI's taxonomy places the organism in Eukaryota, Fungi, Ascomycota, Dothideomycetes, Pleosporales, Pleosporaceae. The record is from RefSeq and is a predicted model, not a curated record.
AUGUCUGAUCCCCAUCAAAUCGACCUACCUCUCAGUCCCCGUCAGGUUGCACACAUGCAACGCAGGUUCGACGUCGCUGCGCGUGAAGCCAUCGUUGAGUACAACGUGCGACCUGAAGCUGUGCCCGAGCAAGCCGGGCUCAGUGUCGAGCGCAGGACGAUCGCCUCCAAGAGCCCUGAUCAAUUCGAUUACAACCUCUGGAACGGACUGCCGCGUACCUGGCUCAACAACUACUUCGGCAUCGAGCUUGCAUCAGAACUACUUAAGAUGAAGGUGAUCAAGGAAGCGGACGAGGGCCCAGCGCAGCAGCUGGCAGUUCCUCCACUUACCGACUUCGAUCUCCAGCUAGCCGAAGCAGCGGGUUUCCACCGAGCCAUAAACGUCUGGACCAGGUCUGAGAUCCCGCACUUGCACAAGGAGACGCAGGAAGAAAUCCACUUCCAGGCUGCCAACCUAGCUAAGUUACUCGCUCCCUGGCUUAGAGAAGACACCAGUUCCUGGCCGGGCAAGUUCAAGAACUUCGAUGCGAAGGGCUCCCUGUACAGUCUCAACAGACCUACGGACGGUUAG